AUGACUGCCAGGCCUGAUCAGAUCGCGCUGCUCGCUAAUGCGGCAGUGCCGGCAUUCAAAUGCCCCCCGGAACAAAGAUGCAUAUCCUCGAUCUUGGAACCUUACAAGUCGAUGAGUCUUGAAAACAAACGUCGUGAUUUGAUGGUCCUGUCCGCUCUUAUCGACUAUCCUGGGGUAGGACUCAUUUUGUUUGAAACAGGGUGUGCUGAGGAUAUCGAUGUGAAAUGGGGUGCCCCAAUCACCGACAUCUUCCCACGCACCCAGUACCGUGAGAAUCAAAAACUUCCCGCCGCAAUCAAGGAGACUGGAAACAACAUCGAAGAUGUUAAAGCGGUCAUCAUGGGCCAUCUCCACUUAGACCAUGCAGGCGGGCUAGAACACUUUAUUGGAACCGACGUUCCUAUCUACACGCAUGAGGAAGAAUUCAAGCACGCCUGCUGGGCGGUUGCGACCGGUGCCGAUCUGGGUGUCUAUAUGGGACACUACAUUGAUCUGGAGAAGUUGAACUGGAAAACCUUUAAUGAAUCCACCCUGGAUUUGUUUCAAGGAAUUUCAAUUCACCAUCUGCCGGGGCACACCCCGGGCCUGUGUGGGUUGCAGAUCAAUUUGGAGAAUGAUGGAACCUUUAUCUGGACGACUGGUCAGUUCCAUGUCAGAGAGAACUAUGACCUCGGACAACCCCACGGCGGGUUGGCAAGGGAUCACAACGCGUGGUACCGGAGUUUGAGCCUGGUGCGGAGACUACAGCGGCUUUUUAACGCGAAAUUAAUCUUUGGACACGACAAGGAAGUUGGAAUGUGUUAUAAAUUAGCCAAAGAAUACUACGAGUAG
Molecule: messenger RNA, 831 nt
Organism: Penicillium daleae
Lineage: Eukaryota; Fungi; Ascomycota; Eurotiomycetes; Eurotiales; Aspergillaceae
Product: N-acyl homoserine lactonase family protein
Exons: 3
Coding region: 1-831 (276 amino acids)
Source: RefSeq, a predicted model, not a curated record